Mustela lutreola (European mink) is the source of this 3133-nucleotide messenger RNA. It is a transcript of the gene NCR3LG1, whose product is annotated as natural killer cell cytotoxicity receptor 3 ligand 1. Lineage: Eukaryota; Metazoa; Chordata; Mammalia; Carnivora; Mustelidae. Gene Ontology annotation, biological process: cell surface receptor signaling pathway; negative regulation of T cell proliferation; positive regulation of T cell proliferation. The record is from RefSeq and is a predicted model, not a curated record. The transcript has 5 exons. Gene Ontology annotation, cellular component: external side of plasma membrane. Bases 468 to 1484 code for a protein of 338 amino acids.
AGUUCAGCUGAUUGAGACACGAGCUGUAACCUGAGAGCAGAGACUCCCUCCGCGGCGCUUUCCCUCAUUCCGUUCACCAGCAAUGACUGCCGUCCUCCGCCGCGCUUGGCUGGAGCGCCGCCUGGGCGUAAACUGCUGACAGCUCCCGGCCUCAGUUUACAAAGUGACCUAGGCCCAAGGCCCCAGGGCCUUCGCGGAGCUCCUCUUUUGCCAGCCUCGGAAGCCUCCCUGCCUCCGCCCCCCUCGCCACACACCCCCAGUCGCCCCGCCCUUCCAGCCUCCGCCGCCGGCGCUCCCGGCACUUAGCGCGCAGGGGUAGGGCCGGGUGUCCUGGUGUGAACGCGACUCAUCCCGGCUCGCUUCUCCGACUACCACCAGGGACACGGAGGCCCGGAAGUCCGCUUCAGCCCUCAGGUGAACGCCCUGGCUCUCUACCGCUCGCCUGGGCCCGCGGGCGGUGGUCAUGCAUGGCGCUCCUGUGGCUGCUCCUACUCGGGCCAGCACCCCUCCUCCUGGUCCUGUCGAGCUGGCCACCCAGCGCAGGGUUUCUGCAAGUGGAAAUGGCAAGGGAGACUCAGACAGUGUUCCUGAAUGACAAUGUCACUAUUGUCUGCAAAGUCCCGAGUGACAGCCCCCUGAACAUCACGCUUAUGGGUGUCACCUGGUUUAGGAAGCAUCAUAUGUCAACAACAGAAGUUACAGUGUUUCAGUAUUUUGGAGGCAACCGAAUGAUAACACGACCUGGAGCCUCUGUGUCUCUAUCGAAGCUGGAAAGAGGGGAUGCCUCGCUGGAGCUGCCAGACAUCCGGCUGGAGGAAGCAGGAGAGUACCGAUGUGAGGUGGUGAUGACCCCUAACAAAGCAGUGAAAACCAUCCAGCUGGAGAUUGUGGCUUACCCAGUCCCCAGCUUGUUUCCAGAGCAAGCCAUCAUGAAAGAAAAUGAAGAACAACUUAUUUCGUGUAUGGCAAGUGGGUUCUACCCCUUGAACAUUACCAUUACGUGGAAAAAGUGGACCCAGAAGGAUCCCCAGUAUGUGGAGGUUUCUGAGGGCGUCUUCACUAAUUAUACCACCGACAAUAAGAAUGUCACUAGUUUCUUGAGGCUGAAGCCCUCUCUGGAAGACAAUAUGACCAUCUACCAGUGUGUGAUAUGGCAUAAAUCCUUGCCUACCUACCAGAGGCUCAACUUCACCUUGACUGUUAUAGAAUCUGAGAAGACAGAAUCUGAGAAGAUAGAAUCUGAGAAGACAGCUUUUACUCUGAAGUACGUUGUAUUCCCCUGUUUUGGAAUAGCCUUCGUAAUUGUACUACUGAUUGUAUUGUGGAAAUGGGUGCUAUCCCGAAGAUAUUCCUUAUUCUCCGUCUUGAAAGCUUGUUCUCAGAACACUCAAAUUGACACAAGAAGGAAUAAUGUAUUUGUGGCUUAUUCCAAUGGCGUAACCACUGAAAGAACAUUGGAAGUUCUUACACAGAAACAGCAGUAACAACAAGGUUUCUCAGUGAAUGCAUCUGUAACCGAAAUUACUUUCCCCAAUGCCUUAGGUAACUUACUCAGGAACAGACUGUUCAAGCUGCUUUCUUGGUGGCCUCCUGCCAAUCAGCUUAUCCAAGAAAAAGAAAGCAGUGCUUUCCAAAGAAGACAUACAGACGGCCAACAGACACAUGAAAAGGUGCUCAAUAUCACCACUCAUCAGGGCAAUAAAAACCACAAUUAGCUACUACCUCACCCCUGUUAGAAUAGCUUGUAUCAAAAAGACAGGAAACAACAGGUGUUGGCAAGGAUGUGGAGAAAAAGGAUCCCUAGUGCACUAUAUUGAUUGGAAUGUAAAUUGCUGGUAGCUACUAUGGAAAACAGAAUGGAAGUUCCUCAAGAAAUUAAAAAUAGAACUACCAUGUGAUCCAGUAAUUCGAUUUUUGGGUAUUUACCUGAAAAAAAUGAAAACACUAACUCUAAAAGAUAUGUACACCCCUAUGUUCACUGAAGCAUUAUUUAUAAUAACCGAGAUAUGAAAACAAGUGUUACUGAUGGAUGAAUGGAUAAAGAAAAUGUGAGAUAUAUAUGUUUACACACACACACACACACACAUAUAUAUGUAUAUAUAUAUAUAUAUAAAAUGAAGUUUUAUUCAUCCAUAAAAAAAGAAUGAAGCCUUGUUAUUUGGACCCAUACGGAUGGAACUUGAAGGUAUAAUACUAAAUUAAAUAAGUCAGACAGAGAAAGACAAAUACCAUAUGAUCUCACAUAUGGUGAGAUCAAAACAAAACCAAAAACCCAAGCUCACAGAUAAGAGAGAGCACAAGGGUGGGUGCCAGGAAUGGAGUGGGGUGGAUGAAAUGGGUGAAGGUGGUGGUCAAAAGGUGCAAAUUUCUGGUCAUAAAUUGUGGGGAUGUAACGUACACCAUGGUGCCUAUAGUUAAUAGUACUGUAAUGCAUAUUUGAAAGUUACUAAGAGUAAAUCUUUAAAAAGUUUGGAAAAACUUUUUGAGAAGAAAAUAUUUUUAUAAUUAUGUAUAGUGACAGAUGUUAACUAGACUUAUCGUGGUGAUAUUUUGGAAUAUAUACAACUACUGGAUCAUGUUAUACACCUGAAACUGAUCUAUUGUAUGUCCCUCCAAAGUUACACUUACUAUUUCUAGACUGUGAACUAUUUCCUUUCACAUUCUACUUCUUAAUUUAAUGAGAUCCACCUAUUCAUGCUAAUAGAAGAAUAAAUGUAUGGGGCGCCUGGGUGGCUCAGUGGGUUAAAGCCUCUGCCUUCGGCUCAGGUCAUGAUCCCAGGGUCCUGGGAUCAAGCCCCACAUUGGGCUCUCUACUCAGCAGGGAGCCUGCUUCCUCCUCUCUCUCUGCCUGCUUCUCUGCCUACUUUAAAAUCUAAAAAAAAGGGGCGCCUGGGUGGCUCAGUCGUUAAGUGUCUGCCUUCGGCUUGGGUCAUGAUUCCAGGGUCCUGGGAUCGAGCCCCGCAUCGGGCUCCCUGCUCAGCAGAGGGCCUGCUUUUCCCUCUGCCUGCUGCUCCCCCUACUUGUGUGUGUGCUCUCUCUCUCUCUUUCUCACUAUCAAACAAAUAAAUAAAAUAUUAAAAAAAAAUUUAAAAUCUAAAAAAAAAAUCGUAAAAAAAAAAGAAUAAAUAUAUAG